This is a messenger RNA of Rodentolepis nana, 384 nucleotides long. The record is from the annotation of a GenBank genome assembly. NCBI's taxonomy places the organism in Eukaryota, Metazoa, Platyhelminthes, Cestoda, Cyclophyllidea, Hymenolepididae.
AUGGAUGAAUUCAUUGGAAGUUGGAAGCUAACGUCCAGUAGUGGAUUUGAAAAAAUUAUGGAAAGACUUGGCUUGGAAUAUGUUGUUCGCAAAGGUAUAAUUGUGGCUAAACCUGUGGUAAAAAUAUCGGAAGUCGCCGACAGUCCUGGAACAUACUGUAUAAAAACAACCAAUGCCUUUCGCAUUACUGAGGUGAAAUUUCGUCUUCAGGAACCAUUUUUGGAAACGACACUGGACGGACGCAAAGUGAAAACAAUAGUUUCACUGGACCGAGAAGGAGUGGACGGUGAAUGGGUCUUGAGACAGUGCCAAGUUGGGGAGAAAGUCACAGACGUUGAGAGGAGGAUAAUAGACAAGAACACAAUGAAGACUUCCCAUGGUUAG